GUUAUCGAUAUCUGUAAGACUCUGCCAUCCCUAGCCCUGCACCGGCAUUUACGACUCGUAAAAUUCAUAGCAAAUUCCACGUAAGAUUUACGGUACAAGAAACUCAAUCCAAGCAACCUAUUGGAAAUAGUCUGAAAUAGUCGGAAAAAUGCAGGGCUUGCGGAGCAGGGGAUUGUUGGUGCUAAUACCAUUCCUGGUGGCCUUACUCGGGUCGAGCGAAACUUCGGCUAGCGGAGAAGCUAUUAGGCCCGUUGGAGUCUCGUUGGCAAAGGCUGCUCUUUACCAUCCUCGAUCGGACAACAGUUGGACAUGCUUGGACGGCAGCCGAAGCAUACCCUUCACACAGAUUAACGAUGACUACUGCGAUUGUGCGGACGGAAGCGAUGAGCCGGGAACCUCUGCCUGUGCUCAGGGAAAAUUCCAUUGUUUGAACAAGGGCCACCAGCCGAUAGACAUUCCCAGUUCCCGGGUGCAGGAUGGCAUCUGUGACUGCUGCGAUGGCAGCGACGAGUCCCAAUUGGUGGCUUGCCCCAACACCUGCCAGGAGCUAGGAGCAGCGGCUGCGGUUCAGCGCAGGAACGAGGCUGAGCUCUUCAAGAAAGGUGCAGAGCGUCGCCAGGAGUUGAUUACCCGCGGCAAGCAAAUGCGGUCUGAGCGUGAAGCCCGCCGCCUGGAACUGGAUCAACGUCUUAAGGAGCAAGAGCUUCUCCGAACCGAAAAGGAUCAGCUGAAGCAGAAUGCUGAAGCUUUCGAAACGGAGGCCAUCGAUGCCUUCAAGGAGCAGCAUCGGGAACUGGAUACGGAUACCGCCAAGGCUGAGGAGGAACCUAAAGAGAUGCGCAAGGAGGCCUCGCUUAGCUUCAUAGAAUACGACACCAACACGGACGGCUUUGUGGAGGUGACUGAACUCAUGGUGGACAUGGUUUUGGACAAGGAUCGUAAUGGCGUCGUUACCAAAGAGGAGGCCAGGUACUUCCUGGACGAGCGCGACCGCGUGGACUUGGAUGCUUUCAUUACUUUAUCGUGGCCAAGGAUUAAGCCUUUGAAGAUGCUCGCCGAGGGUCUGUUCAAGCCCCCCACACCGGAGGAUACUACUGGAGAUGCAGGAGCAGACCAGCAGCCAGAAAUUGAGACUGAAAAAAUCAAUCCAACCCCUCCGCAUCUAACUGAUGAACAAGCGGAUCUGGCCGGUGACGAUGACGUCGAGGCUGACGAGGAGGGCGAAGAGGACCAGUACGAUGACGAAGAGCCCGAUGUUGGUGUUGGAGAGGCCACCCCAGACGUGGAGGAUGUUAAGCCACCUGCCUAUGACCCGGAGACUCAACGUCUGAUCCAGCAGGCUAAUGAGGCGCGCAAUGCUCUGGAAGAAGUGGAGCGCAGCAUUCGGGAGAUAGAGCAUGAGGUCAAGGAGAUCGACGAGCAGAACGCCAAGGACUAUGGUCCCAACGAAGAGUGGGCUGUGCUGGAUGGGGAGUGCUAUACCUACGAAGAUCGCGAGUACGUUUAUACGCUGUGUCCCUUCGACCGGACUUCCCAGAAGUCGAGAAGUGGCGGAGCCGAAACCACUCUAGGACGGUGGGAGCAAUGGAUCGGCCAGCCCAAGAAGUAUUCCCAGCAAAAGUAUGCCAACGGUGCCGCGUGCUGGAAUGGCCCCACACGUUCUGCCGUCAUAAACAUCAAGUGUGCCCUGGAGCCAAAGAUCACUGCCGUCAGCGAGCCCAAUCGCUGUGAAUACUACUUUGAGUUCGAGACUCCGGCUGCCUGCGACAGCGAAGCUUUCCAGGCUGAAACGGAUAACCUGCACGACGAACUCUGAAAAGGCCACACCAAGAAGCGCAAGGCGGAAAGGAGGAGGAGUAGAUCAGCAAUUUGGGGAUCGUAUUUUAGUUGUAAACGAAGAACAUUAUUUUGUCGAGAUCAUUCCUAAGCUGAGGCAGGAGGAACAUCAUCAAGAAUGUAGCGAAUUAAUUCAGUGUACGCAUUUAAGAGAGAGAGUAAAACGUUUCAUUUUGAAUAAAGUGUAAACAACUAGUAUUUUUAAAUGAAA
Messenger RNA from Drosophila bipectinata, 2047 nucleotides. RefSeq names its product glucosidase 2 subunit beta (gene GCS2beta). Gene Ontology annotation, molecular function: protein binding. Lineage: Eukaryota; Metazoa; Arthropoda; Insecta; Diptera; Drosophilidae. Gene Ontology annotation, cellular component: glucosidase II complex. Gene Ontology annotation, biological process: N-glycan processing. The record is from RefSeq and is a predicted model, not a curated record.